This is a messenger RNA of Ceratotherium simum simum (southern white rhinoceros), 1389 nucleotides long. RefSeq names its product calcineurin like EF-hand protein 2 (gene CHP2). NCBI's taxonomy places the organism in Eukaryota, Metazoa, Chordata, Mammalia, Perissodactyla, Rhinocerotidae. Gene Ontology annotation, molecular function: calcium ion binding. The record is from RefSeq and is a predicted model, not a curated record.
GCGUCGGGGCGGGAGCAGCGCGCCUGGUCGCGGCGACUCGCGCUCCCUCCGGCCGCGGCGGCGCCAUGGGCUCGCGCAGCUCCCACGCCGCGCGCAUUCCCGACGGCGACAGCAUCCGGCGCGAGACGGGCUUCUCUCAGGCCAGUCUGCUCCGCCUCUACCACCGGUUUCGGGCCCUGGACAGGAACAAGAAGGGCUACCUGAGCCGCAUGGAUCUGCAGCAGAUUGGGGCGCUGGCCGUGAACCCCUUGGGAGACCGCAUUAUAGACAGCUUCUUCCCUGAUGGGAGUCUGCAAGUGGAUUUCCCAGGCUUUGUCAGAGUCAUGGCUCAUUUUCGACCUGUAGAUGAUGAGGAUGCAGCACUCCGGGACCCCAAGGAACCUGAACCCCUCAACAGCAGAAUGAACAAACUUCGCUUUGCAUUUCAACUAUAUGACCUGGAUCGAGAUGGAAAGAUCUCCAGGCUCGAGAUGCUACAGGUGCUCCGGCUGAUGGUCGGGGUACAGGUGACAGAAGAGCAGUUGGAGAGCAUCGCCGACCGCACGGUGCAGGAGGCUGAUGAAGAUGGAGAUGGGGCUGUGUCCUUCCUGGAGUUUGCCAAGUCCUUAGAGAAGAUGGACGUCGAGCGGAAAAUGAGCAUCCGGAUCCUGAAGUGACCCCCUUUGUGCCUUUGGCUAGCUUACACAGACCAGUUCUGCUUGGGAUUCAUCCUUAGCCCCGUGGAGGCAUUGCCCCAAUAAACUGUGUUCUUACUUUUACACUGAACUCUGUUUAGGCCCAAGGAGAGAAAGCUGGAAGGGUAUGUACUAAAGUCUAACUCAUCUGAUCUCAGAUCCGUGAAUCAGCCAGAAAUCUUUUGGUUACAAGUGACUGAAAAUCCAAAUCAAAGGGACUUCAGUUAAAAAGGGAUUUUAUGGGUUCAUGUAAUUAAAAAGUCUGGAAGUAUCUUCAGAAUACUGGAAAAGUCUGGAAGUGUCUCAGGUGCAGCUGGAUCCAAGGGCUCAAAUGAUACCAUCAAGACUCAGUUAUUCUCCAUCUCAGCUUUCCUGAGAAUGACACCAACACAAAAGAAAGCUGAGAUUCUCCAACUCCUGGUAUUUUCGGAGUUCAGGGAGUUCAAGGUCCCGUAAAGGCUAUGCACCUUUCAGGCUCUAGAAACAGAAUUGUUCAGGGUGGCAUAUUAACCCCAUUUCAACUUUUGGGAUUUGAUUGCAGUGUGAUUCUGACAGAUGAGCAUCAUAGUUGAGGGGAGGGGGCGAGGGGUAUUUGAUUCCUUAGGGAAUUUGGGGAUUUUUGUCAGGAUUAGCACACAGACAAAGGCUUUCCAAUUGAGGGAUGGUUGUUUUGUCUUUGUCCUCACUUAAAGAUGGGGGUCUGGAUGAAACUCAA